UUCUUCUUCCUCCCGCCAGGGGCGGCUCGCACCGAGCCAACAGAGUCCACUUAUAGCGGGGCCCGCACAGUCUGGAGCUGGGCUGCGGCCACCGGGACUGAGACAGCUUUCCAUGGACAAUUCUGAAGAUGACCCGACCAUAUUUAGUACGCACUGUAUGCCCAGUGACCCCAGGUUCUGGGCCACAGUAACCAACUCGUACCUGGGUACACGUGUAUAUCAUGACACCAUACACGUAAACGGUGUGUACAAUGGAGCUGGAGGGCACACUCACCGGGCAAUUCUGCCCAGCCCCCUCAAUGUCCAGCUGGAGGCGCCUGCAGGAACAAAACCACUGACUGAGACCUUUACCCUGGAUACUAACACAGGUUCCUUCCUGCACACCCUGGAAGGCGCUGGCUUCCGGGCUUCCCAAUGCAUCUAUGCUCACCGUGUGUUACCCCAUGUCCUGGCCUUCAGCGUGUCCAUUGAACGCUUGACUACAGGCAACAAGCCCAUCACAGUGUUGCUACCGUCAUCCUUCUCCCCAGAAAGCCCAGACUUGGGCCUGCAAGUAGGGCCUGACUUCCAGGGAGCCCGGUACCUACAUGGGCACACACUCACCCCUGAGCAGCCAGGAGAGCCACAGCAGGAAGUACACAUGUUGUGGAUACCAGUGCCCCCAGCCUUGACACUUGGGGAAGACGAACAGGACAGGACCUGGGACUUUCUGACUGUGGUUGGUGGCAGCCAGUCUGAGGCCCAGGGCUGCUUUGCUGAGGCCCUGCAGCUGCAAACCAGGGGUGAUCUGUAUACAGUCCAUGCAGACACUUGGGUCCAGCUCUGGGCAGGCUGUGGCCUGGAUGUGACUGGGCCCUUGGCCCUGCGCCAAGCCCUUCGUGGUUCUCUCUACUACCUGCUCAGUGAGCUUCCCCAGCCCGGCACCAAAGGAUUCAUCAACCAUGGGCUUAGCCCUGGAGGCCUCGCUAAUGGGAGUCAGGAGGAGUGCUACUGGGGCCAUAUAUUCUGGGAUCAG
Molecule: messenger RNA, 1015 nt
Organism: Cricetulus griseus (Chinese hamster)
Lineage: Eukaryota; Metazoa; Chordata; Mammalia; Rodentia; Cricetidae
Source: RefSeq, a predicted model, not a curated record